This is a messenger RNA of Striga asiatica, 453 nucleotides long. The record is from the annotation of a GenBank genome assembly. NCBI's taxonomy places the organism in Eukaryota, Viridiplantae, Streptophyta, Magnoliopsida, Lamiales, Orobanchaceae.
AUGUCCAAAUCUCAAAAACGUAACUCUUCAGUCCUGGUCAUCUUUCACAGCCACCGCGUUGGCCGUCGCUUCAGAUCCCCGUCACCAUCUCAGCACCCGUGGCCAACGCCUGGGAAGCGUCUGGCUGACGGCCAUCACCAUCUUGCCGACCAACCCGGUAGAUACAAUGUUCGACAGCCAUCAUCAUCGCCUCCGAUGACGGGCGACAGUGGCGCAGAAGCGGGGCUGCUAUCGGGGCGCGUCAGACGGGCUGAGGAGACGCGUCGGCUGGGAUGGGGAUCGGAGGCGCGGCGGCGGGGCUGCGUGGCCGUGACCGCCGGAUUUCUUGAGAUGGGGAGGCUGGGGAAGCUCGACGGCGGGGUGGGUAACCGAGAGUGUCGGAAUUCUGGAGAGAGAGGGAUACUGUGGUGGCACCAUCGUCUGCCGCCAGCCGUUGCCGGGCGGCGGAUCUAG